AUGAGCUCGUACUUUGUAAACUCCUUCUCGGGGCGUUAUCCAAAUGGCCCGGACUAUCAGUUGCUAAAUUAUGGCAGUGGCAGCUCUCUGAGCGGCUCUUACAGGGAUCCCGCUGCCAUGCACACCGGCUCUUACGGCUACAAUUACAAUGGGAUGGACCUCAGCGUCAACCGCUCCUCGGCCUCCUCCAGCCACUUUGGGGCGGUGGGCGAGAGCUCGCGCGCCUUCCCCGCGCCCGCCCAGGAGCCCCGCUUCAGGCAAGCGGCGUCGAGCUGCUCCCUGUCCUCGCCCGAGUCCCUGCCCUGCACCAACGGCGACAGCCACGGCGCCAAGCCCUCUGCUUCGUCCCCCUCCGACCAGGCGACCCCGGCCAGCUCCAGCGCUAAUUUCACCGAAAUAGACGAGGCCAGCGCGUCCUCGGAACCCGAGGAAGCGGCGAGCCAGCUAAGCAGCCCAAGCCUCGCUCGGGCGCAGCCAGAGCCCAUGGCCACCUCCACGGCCGCGCCCGAGGGGCAGACUCCGCAGAUCUUCCCCUGGAUGAGGAAGCUUCACAUCAGCCAUGAUAUGACCGGGCCGGACGGCAAAAGGGCUCGGACCGCCUACACCCGCUACCAGACCCUGGAGCUGGAGAAGGAGUUUCACUUCAACCGCUACCUGACCCGGCGGCGGCGCAUCGAGAUCGCCCACGCGCUCUGCCUGUCCGAGCGCCAGAUCAAGAUCUGGUUCCAGAACCGGCGCAUGAAGUGGAAGAAAGACAACAAACUGAAAAGCAUGAGCCUGGCUACAGCCGGCAGCGCCUUCCAGCCCUGA
Molecule: messenger RNA, 810 nt
Organism: Cynocephalus volans (Philippine flying lemur)
Lineage: Eukaryota; Metazoa; Chordata; Mammalia; Dermoptera; Cynocephalidae
Gene: HOXB5
Product: homeobox B5
Exons: 2
Coding region: 1-810 (269 amino acids)
Biological process (GO): regulation of transcription by RNA polymerase II; anterior/posterior pattern specification
Cellular component (GO): nucleus
Molecular function (GO): DNA-binding transcription factor activity, RNA polymerase II-specific; RNA polymerase II cis-regulatory region sequence-specific DNA binding
Source: RefSeq, a predicted model, not a curated record